CUUCUCUGAGGAGCGUCUACCGGCUCUCCGCGCCGCUGCCGCCGCUGCCCUCGGCCUUGCCGGGCGGGAUGAAUGUGAUAGACCACGUGCGAGACAUGGCGGCCGCGGGGCUGCACUCCAACGUGCGGCUCCUCAGCAGCUUGUUACUUACCAUGAGUAAUAAUAACCCUGAGUUAUUCUCUCCAUCUCAGAAGUACCAGCUUUUGGUAUAUCAUGCAGAUUCUCUCUUUCAUGAUAAGGAGUAUCGGAAUGCUGUGAGUAAGUAUACCAUGGCUUUACAGCAGAAGAAAGCCCUAAGUAAAACUUCAAAAGUGAGACCUUCAACUGGAAAUUCUGUAUCCACUCCACAAAGUCAGUGUCUUCCAUCUGAAAUAGAAGUGAAAUACAGAAUGGCUGAAUGUUAUACAAUGCUAAAACAAGAUAAAGAUGCCAUUGCUAUACUUGAUGGGAUCCCUUCAAGACAAAGAACUCCCAAAAUAAAUAUGAUGCUGGCAAACCUGUACAAGAAGGCUGGUCAGGAGCGCCCUUCAGUCACCAGCUAUAAGGAAGUGCUGAGGCAGUGCCCGUUAGCCCUCGAUGCCAUUCUAGGUUUGCUCUCCCUUUCUGUAAAAGGUGCAGAGGUGGCAUCGAUGACAAUGAACGUGAUCCAGACUGUGCCUAACUUGGAUUGGCUCUCUGUGUGGAUCAAAGCGUAUGCUUUUGUGCACACUGGUGACAACUCAAGAGCAAUCAAUACCAUCUGUUCACUGGAGAAAAAGUCCUUAUUGCGAGAUAACGUGGACCUACUGGGAAGCUUAGCAGAUCUGUACUUCAGAGCUGGAGACAAUAAAAACUCUGUCCUCAAGUUUGAACAGGCACAGAUGUUGGAUCCUUAUCUGAUAAAAGGAAUGGAUGUAUAUGGCUACCUCCUGGCACGAGAAGGACGGCUGGAGGAUGUGGAGAACCUUGGUUGCCGCCUUUUCAAUAUUUCUGAUCAGCAUGCAGAACCCUGGGUGGUCUCUGGGUGUCAUAGCUUCUAUAGCAAACGCUACUCUCGGGCCCUCUAUUUAGGAGCCAAGGCCAUUCAGCUGAACAGUAAUAGUGUUCAAGCUUUGCUACUUAAGGGAGCAGCACUUAGAAACAUGGGCAGAGUCCAAGAAGCAAUAAUCCACUUUCGGGAGGCUAUACGACUUGCGCCUUGUCGCUUAGAUUGUUAUGAAGGUCUCAUCGAAUGUUACUUAACCUCCAACAGUAUUCGUGAAGCAAUGGUUAUGGCUAACAACGUUUACAAAACUCUAGGAGCAAAUGCACAGACCCUUACCCUUUUAGCCACCGUUUGUCUUGAAGACCCAGUGACACAGGAGAAAGCCAAAACUUUAUUAGAUAAAGCCCUGACCCAAAGGCCGGAUUAUAUUAAGGCUGUGGUGAAAAAAGCAGAACUACUUAGCAGAGAACAGAAAUAUGAAGAUGGAAUUGCUUUACUAAGGAAUGCACUAGCUAAUCAGAGUGACUGUGUCCUGCAUCGGAUCCUAGGAGAUUUCCUUGUAGCUGUCAAUGAGUAUCAGGAAGCAAUGGACCAGUAUAGUAUAGCACUAAGUUUGGACCCCAAUGACCAGAAGUCUCUAGAGGGGAUGCAGAAGAUGGAGAAGGAGGAGAGUCCCACGGAUGCCACUCAGGAGGAGGAUGUGGACGACAUGGAAGGGAGUGGGGAAGAAGGGGACCUGGAGGGCAGCGACAGUGAGGCGGCCCAGUGGGCUGACCAGGAGCAGUGGUUCGGCAUGCAGUGAGGCAGGUGGCAGCUCCGUGGCCACACUGGCCUGCCCUGCUCUGAGCACUUCCGUGGACUGAAGGAACCCGUAGGAGCCUGCUCUCUGGGAGGACAAUGAUUCAGCAUGUGAUUGCAGCAGGGGUCUCUGCCCCGUUGCUCUGUAUUUCUAGUAGUGACUUCAUUUCUAAAACCGGCCUGACCAACCUUCCAUAUAUCUCCAUCCUCCCUUGCUCCAGCCAGGGAGGACUGAGUGAGCACUCUGGGAGGCCCACAGAUGUGCCAGGGCUUCUGGGACAGAGUGCUUUUUAUAUAACUAAUUUCUAAAUCUGAAAACUUGAGGAAUAGACAGUGUUUUGUCUGUGACGUUAUGGAUGGAUUUAAAGGAGUGACCUGUCACCCACAGCCAGAGUGACAUCUCCCAAGUCAGACGGCAGCAUGGGCUGGCCCUUUCAGAGAGGGUUUCCUUUCCCAGAAAUCAUCGUCCUGGGCUGUCCAAACUUCCCUAGUAACCUUACUUCCUUCUGCAAUGUUAGUAAUGCCUUAAGCUGACGGUUGCUAUUUUGCAGAACAAUUUUCCUACUUGCUAAUCUGGUAACUUGUCUGUGAGCCUGGGCUGGGCCUCAGAAACGGGUGUGACUUAGAGCAUGAACAGAGGUGCACUUGGGGUGAUUAACUAAUAAAACUGUUUUUUGUACA
Molecule: messenger RNA, 2443 nt
Organism: Diceros bicornis minor
Lineage: Eukaryota; Metazoa; Chordata; Mammalia; Perissodactyla; Rhinocerotidae
Gene: ANAPC7
Product: anaphase promoting complex subunit 7
Exons: 11
Coding region: 69-1766 (565 amino acids)
Biological process (GO): cell division
Molecular function (GO): protein binding
Source: RefSeq, a predicted model, not a curated record